Messenger RNA from Chiloscyllium plagiosum (whitespotted bambooshark), 3848 nucleotides. RefSeq lists its product as uncharacterized. Gene Ontology annotation, biological process: regulation of gene expression. The record is from RefSeq and is a predicted model, not a curated record. Gene Ontology annotation, cellular component: nucleus. NCBI's taxonomy places the organism in Eukaryota, Metazoa, Chordata, Chondrichthyes, Orectolobiformes, Hemiscylliidae.
AUAACAGGAUGCGGGCGGGCGAGAACGGGGGUCGACUAGCCUGGGGAGGCUUCUUCAGCACACAGCGGAGGUCCCGAUACCGGAAUUAGGCCUUCCCGGUCGCGUGUUGACAGCGAACGGGCUGGAAGGCUGCGGGGUGCCGUCUCUCGGCGGCAGGCCCCGGGUGCCGGUCGCCAUCUUUGUCGGGGGCAGCGGGCGGCCUGGGCGCAUGCGCGGUCAUUGCUUGGGGCCAGGAUCCAGAACAUUGUUCCUGUCUUUCCUGAGCAGGCUGGAGGUGGACACCAUAAACUCCUUUGACCAGGGGAUUUACACACUUGGGGGAGCCAAGCCAACAGGAACGUUACAUAAAACAGAAAGUGCCGGAAAAACUCAGAUUCUGCGUGUUGAAGAAGUCAGUGGAUUUGAAAUGUUAAUUCAGAUUUCCUCUCUGCAGAUGCCACUGGACCUGCAAGUUCUCCUUUUCCUGUUUCCACUCCAGGCCCUCAGUAUUUUGCGUCUACUCAAGCGAAAUGUUUGCCUCUUCCGAGUUUCUAUUCUGAGCUGACAGUAAAGAGUCUGUGUCUGUUCUUUUGCAGGACAUCAGGAGCAGCAAAUUGACGCCUGGAAACUGAAAUCAAGGGUCACAUCAAAGUCUGACAGAGUCACUCAGUUCAUCCGGACCCAAAACAUCAAGUUUUAAAAUUGGAAGACAAGCGUUCGUAUCUUCUGUGGGCAAAGACUUCAGCUAAGAAUUCAAGGCGUUCGGAUGAGGGACGCCUCCGGUCGGGGAACCGGCGCCCAACCUCCCACCUGGACCUGAUCGAGUCGCCCAAUUUGUGACAACCCCAACUCCGUCAAAGAUUGGGUAUGGAAGGAGGGAACAGCGGAGGAGAACUGUGCGCCGAGUGCGGGCAGAGCUUCCCUCGGUCGCCUGACCUGCCACGACAUGAGUGCGGGCCCGUCGGGGUGAAGCCGUGGAGGUGUGGAGUCUGCGCAAAAGCGUUCAAUUAUCCGUCGGAUCUGGACCUGCACCAGCGCAGUCACACUGGCGAGAGGCCGUUUAUCUGCUCCACGUGCGGGAAGGGAUUCGCUCGUUCCUCCUACCUGCUGUUACACCAGCGAGUGCACACCGGGGAGAAGCCGUUCACCUGCUCUGUGUGUGGGAAGGGAUUCACUCAGUCCUCCAACCUGCAGACACACCAGCGGGUUCACACCGAGGAGAGGCCUUUUGAAUGUCCGGACUGCGGGAAAUUCUACAAAAGCUCCUGGGACUUGAUGCGGCACCAACGUGUCCACACCAACGAGAGGCCGUUCAGGUGCUCGUGCUGCGGGGCCGGUUUCAAACGUUCAUCUCACCUCACUGUCCACCAGCGGACUCACACUGGGUGGAAGCUGUUCACUUGCUCGACCUGUGGCAAGGGAUUUACCCAGUCGACCUCCCUGCUGUUGCACCAGCAAGUUCACAGCGGGGAGAGCCCGUUCACCUGCGCCUUGUGCGGCAUGGGCUUCACUCAGAAAUCCCAUCUGCUGACCCACCAGCGGGUUCACACUGACGAGAGGCCGUUCAAGUGCCUGGUUUGUGGAAAGGGCUUUAAGAGUCCCGGUGAACUGACGCGGCACCAGCGCGUUCACUCGGACGAGAGACCGUUCAGGUGCUCCGAAUGCGGGACUGGCUUCAAGCAGUCGUCUCAACUGACUGUCCACCAGCGGGUUCACACCGGGGAGAGGCCCUUCACCUGCUCCGAGUGCGGGAAGGGCUUCAGUUGCUCGUUCAACCUGCUGACCCACCAGCGGGUUCACACCGGGGAGAGGCCCUUUAUCUGCUCCCAGUGCGGGAAGGGAUUCACUCAGUCGUCCAGCCUGCUGACGCACCAGGGCGUUCACACCGGCGAGAGGCCGUUCGCCUGCUCCAGUUGCGGGAAGGGGUUCGCCCGGUUGUCCACCCUGCUGACCCACCAGCGCGUCCACACCGGGGAGAAACCCUUCAGCUGCUGCGAGUGUGGGAAGGGGUUCACUCAGUCGUGCCACCUGCAGAGACACCAGCGUGUCCACACUGGGGAGAGGCCUUUCACCUGCACCGUGUGCGGGAAGGGAUUCACUCAGUCGUCCAACCUCACGAUGCAUCAGCGAGUUCACAAGUCCGCGCAGGCGCACCCACUGUCCGGAGCAGGCGCAGUACACCUGUCGCCAGCUGCAGGGCUCGAUCUGCCUCGCUUUGGAGCGGCCGACGCCGGGGCUGGGGUGGGAUCGAACAGCGAGCGGCGUCUCGCGCUGGCCCGAGCCGGUUGCCCUGGAAACCUUUGUCUCGGCGAGCAAGUGGAAAAGGAAGGGGAAACAAUGGGUGGAGGGGGCGGGGCUCCGUCGCCGUCCGCUUCGCCUCCAGCCUUGGGAUCCGAGGACGUCACUGUCGAGCGCUGCUGCCGUCCCUCUAUUGGCUUCUCGAGUCGUUCCCCGCCCCCAAAGUUCGUGGGACACACACACACCAUGGAGAAACCGUGGAAAUGUGAGGACUGUGGGAAGGGAUUCCGCUCCCCAUCGGUGUUGGAAACACAUCGACGCAGUCACACUGGUGAGAGGCCCUUCAGCUGCCCUGAGUGUGGGAAAGGAUUCGGUGAUUCCUCCACUCUGAAGAGACACGAGCGAGUUCACAGGCAGCAGAAGCCGUUCGCCUGCUCCAUGUGCGGCAAGGGCUUCACUCAGUCCUGCCACCUGCUGACCCACCAGCGGGUUCACACCGGGGAGAGACCCUUCACCUGCUCCGAGUGCGGGAAGGGCUUCACUCAGUCGUCCGUGCUGCUGCGACACCGGCGCGUUCACGUCGAGGAGAGACCCUUCACCUGCACAGCGUGCGGGAAGGGCUUCACCCAGUCCUCGGACCUGCUGACGCACCAGCGGGUUCACACCAAGGAGAGGCCCUUCACCUGUUCCACCUGUGGGAAGAGGUUCGCUCACUCGUCCACCCUGCUGAGGCACCAGCGGGACCACACUGGGAAGAGGCCGUUCGCUUGCUCCGAAUGUGGGAAGGGCUUCGCUCAGUUUUCCGACUUGGUGCGCCACCGGCGGGUCCACACUGGGGAGUGCCCUUUCACCUGCUCCACGUGUGGGAAGGGAUUCAGUCAGUCGUCCAGCGUGCUCAGGCACCACAGCAGCCACUCCAACGAAAGGCCUUUCAAAUGCUCCGACUGCGGGGGUAGCUUCAAAACAGCUGAGGACCUGAUGGUCCACCAGAGGAUUCACACCGAGGAGAGACCGUACGGCUGCUCCCGCUGCGCGAAGAGGUUCCGAACAGUAUCCAGCCUGCGGAGACACCAGCGCAUUCACACUGGGGAGCGGCCGUUCGAGUGCUCCGUGUGUGGGAAGGCAUUUGCUCAGUCGUCCAACUUGCUGACGCACCAGCAAGUGCACGAGUGAUUACCGUCAUUUGGAUUCUGCCGUUAUCGCCGCUGUCGGUCACAUCCCGGGCCGAACCCUGUUCGUUCUGACAGUGAGCGAAGUGGGAGAGUUGGCGGGAUUUCCUUUUGCCGCACUGGCCGCUCUCACCCCUUUGCUUCCAGUGGGGCGGAUGAUCUUGGAGUCUGGAACUGCACAUACCCACUGAAAUGAGCCUUUGAAGUUGAUGACACGGCUUUGUCUUUUUGGAAACCGUCAAGGAUCGAGCUAAAAUGAAUGCAUUUCUCUCUUCUUUUUCCAUUGAGUGUCCAACCCAUGGCCAGAGAAGUCGGCUCAGUUGAUCUCUGUCAGUAUCUACGAUCCAUAUGAACCUCUCUAAGCUCCACCUCCAUCAUCACAUAGAAGAUAUGAUUAGAUUACAGUGUGGAAACAAGCCCGUCGGCCCAACAAGUCCACACCGACCUGCCGAAGCGCAACCC